AUGACGUCAUCAUGGCGACCGCUAACGAUAUGGAAAAAGAUAAAGUCAAACCGAAAGGUCCACGUGGCAAAUUCAAGUCUCGUUUGUUGAAAGUGAUGAGUACAUAUGGCCGAGAACUGUGUUUUAUAUUGGCUGUAUUGUUUACGGCUCUUGCAGCUCUACACAAUGGCCCACCAAAGACUAGGAAAGCUAGUCCUCCACAGAAGUUUUUCUCCUCGUCUUCCCUAGUGAGUGAUUAUUAUUUAGGCUCUAUGCAACAACUUAGUGGAUUACUUAUGGAGAAAGAAGUUUCAUUUGUAAUGUAUUAUGCUCCCUGGGAUUCCACUUGUAUUGAAACGCAGGAAGAAUUUGAAGCUGUAGCUAGGUUUUUUCUCACACAGGUGUUUUUUGCUGCUGUGAAUUGCUGGUGGCCAGAUGGCGAAUGUCGACAAAAGUUACAGCCAGAUUCUUAUCCUGUCCUCAUUGUUCACGUGCGAUGGGCAACAGACAUAUACUACAAGGGUCCUCUUGUCAGGCACUAUAUGAUUUCCUUUCUGGAUAAUGUUUUGAAUCCAAUAAAAACCUGUCACCAUGAAAAAGAAAUACUGGAAUUACAAGUGCAACAUGAGGCAGUUCUUGUAAGUUUUUUUGACUUCCAAGCUUCACCAGAGCCACGAGGCUACAAACAGUUUUAUAUGGCAUCGCUGACUGCUCUCAGCAUUGAUCCUACCAGGAGGCUUGGGUUUGGCAUCAUAACUACUAAAAAAAUGGCACUGAAGCUAAAAAUGACAUCUUCCUCUACAGUUGUUCUGUAUCUGUGGAAUGGUACAGAGGUGUACCCUGACAAGAGAAUGGACACCAAAAACAUCCUGAACUGGGCUUACAACAGGCUUCAACAGGUUCACCUGAUAAAGUGGAUUUGUCCAUUACAAUCGAAGAGCAGAAUGCUUUCAGGAUUGAUUGAAAACUAUCCAACUCUUGUUUUAUUUACUCCUCGUAACCUGAUCCGAGGAGUCUCUCCAUAUUAUGAUUUGCUACGAGAAGUUGUUUUGGACUAUUACAACUGUAACUCCUCGACCUACAUUACAUCUGUGGUGCAGAAGCUAUCCCAGCGAAGAGAACAGGCAGAGAUAGACCUUCAAUUACUACGUGAAGAUUGCUCUCUUGUUUUGGAGGAACCACAUCUUAAUAAGAAUGCGAAAGCUGAUCGAGAAGUAUCAAGUUCCAACACUUCAGAAGUUAGAGAUGACAGAGUGAUUCAAAUGGUUUCUACUGUGCAGAAACAAAAGUGCCAGUGCCUGAAGGUUGCCCUCAGUUACAGUGACAUUGAUUUUCCAAAUACACAGUUUAGUGGUGAUCUGUAUGAAAAUUUCACAGGAUUUGUUUGUCAAACCAACAUUACUUUAAAAGUGAUUGCGUUGGAUGCUGUUCAGUUUCACACAUUUCCAGAACACUUAGGAAUUAAUAUAAUGGAAGAAAAACAUCAAACAGCCGUUUUAAUUCUUGACAUGAAAAAAGAGACACAUUACCUACUGAAGGAAGAAAUAGACAAAAAAUCACUGAUGGAUUUCAUUGCAAAUUACACCCGAGGAUUGUUGGAUCGUUACUUAAGAAGCACGAUUAAGGAAACACGAGAAUGUGUAAUGACACGUGACAGUGAAAAUGUCUGUGUCCAUGAGGUGACCACGGAUACUUUCAACAGAGUAGUAAUGAAUCCCAACAAGGAUGUUUUACUCCUCUAUUAUGCCCCCUGGUGUGGAUUUUGUAAAGGUACUUCCCAUAUUUACCUAACUGUGGCAAAGUAUUUCUCUGGAAUCUCAGGAAUUUUAUUUGCAAGAAUUAACGGAGAUGAAAAUGAUCUUCCUUGGGAAUAUACGGUAGAAAAGUACCCUACCUUGAUAUUCUUUCCAGCUCGUAGGAAAGCCGAAAGCAUGAAGUUCCCACAAUCGUUGCAUUUGACAACUACUAAUCUCCUUCAGUUUAUUCUAACUAAUGCUCAGUUCACUGUGAGAUGGCAGGCUGCAGCCGUGAUGUGUAACAAAAAAUGUGUUACUCAGAACUUUCUACAUUCUCUUGCAGAAAUUAAACAUCAUUAUAUCCAACAAAGACUUAUUCUUAAACAGAUUAAUUUGGUUCAACACAAAUUAUAUGAAAUGAAGCUGAGAACAGAUGGAAAGAAAAGGAAACAUUCCUUAGAGACAAUACAGCAAUUCCAGAUAUUAGAAGACUAUUUGAAGUACCUUGUUUUAAACUUAAGAAACAAAAGAAAAGCAAUCAUUAACACAAUAAAUCUUCAAGAUUUACUUCGAAAAAGGUUGGGUUCAACUUUAAUUGAGGAUACAUAUAAAGACCUUAAUAAGAAAACAUACUUAUUUUUAAAAAUACGCUUUACAAGAAAACAACGGAAGAAGAAAAGAAGAAGAAGAAGACGGUAAAAUCUUCAAAAAGUUUGAAACAGCAUUUAAAAACAGAAAAAUAUCAAGAGUGAGGGAGGAGCUUUAGCUAAGUAUGAUAGUUAAUAGUUUUUAAUUUAGCUGUUGCAUUUUAUGGAAACUGGAAAUCCCUUGUGUUAACAGCUAUGUUAGUAUUACUGAAAAGUGUUCUGUUAUCACUGUAUUGACACGAAUAGAUGGAUUUCUUAAUUGAUUCUCAUCUUACUGUUUGCUGUCCACAAUGAUAAAACAAAGAGAAAAAGUGUACUUGUAAUGAAAUCAAAACAAAAGGUAGGGAAGCUAACUUUAAUAGUGUUAUGAUGAACUUAUUAAUGCAGUCUGAAAACAAACAAACAAACAUAUUUUUAAUUGUUGAUUAUGGAAAAAUCAUAAAGUUUGGUCAAAAUUCUGAUUUUUGAAUAUUACAAAUACUUUUAUUCUCAUUGGUAAAAACUAUUUUAGGUUUAUGAGUUCCCAUUUAAUAUUAUUGUGAAAUGAUAAAAACCCUAUGACCCAGUGCUUAUGAAAGGUCUUCCUUUGGAAAACGUUUGGGUUAUAGGGUUUUAUUAUUUUAUAUUAAAGCUUCUUGAACCUACGUAUUUUUCUGGAUGUUAUUAAUGUGAUUCGUGCACUCAUCUGUUGUAUAUAGUUAUUUUUAUCCUGCACAAAGAACAUUGAGAACUUUCAAUAGAUCAUGAACUGUAUCAGAAACAGAAAUAGUGAUAUAAAUUAAGAGAAGGAAGUAUUACAAAAAGCUAGAGGUUAUUAAAAAAGGCUAGAAGUUAUUGAAAAAAGGUUAGAAGUUAUUAAAAAAAGGUUAGAGGUUAUUAAAAAAGGUUAGAAGUUAUUGAAAAAAGGUUAGAAGUUAUUAAAAAAAGGUUAGAGGUUAUUGAAAAAAGGCUAGAAGUUAUUGAAAAAAGGUUAGAAGUUAUUGAAAAAUGGCUAGAGGUUAUUGAAAAAUGGCUGGAGGUUAUUGAAAAAUGGUUAGAGGUUAUUUAAAAAAGCUAGAGGUUAUCAUAAAAAAGGUUAGAGGUUAUUAAAAAAAGGCUAUAGGUUUUUAAAAAAUGACUAGAGAUUAUUUUCAUGUUAUUUUGUAGCUUACUAUACACACACA
Molecule: messenger RNA, 3525 nt
Organism: Limulus polyphemus (Atlantic horseshoe crab)
Lineage: Eukaryota; Metazoa; Arthropoda; Merostomata; Xiphosura; Limulidae
Product: thioredoxin domain-containing protein 11-like
Exons: 14
Coding region: 12-2414 (800 amino acids)
Source: RefSeq, a predicted model, not a curated record